Molecule: messenger RNA, 4621 nt
Organism: Otolemur garnettii (small-eared galago)
Lineage: Eukaryota; Metazoa; Chordata; Mammalia; Primates; Galagidae
Gene: ABCC11
Product: ATP binding cassette subfamily C member 11
Exons: 30
Coding region: 114-4274 (1386 amino acids)
Biological process (GO): transmembrane transport
Cellular component (GO): membrane
Molecular function (GO): ATP binding; ATP hydrolysis activity; purine nucleotide transmembrane transporter activity
Source: RefSeq, a predicted model, not a curated record
AUGGCCAGCUGAAGCUAUUGGAACUAACAGAAGGAAAUAAACCCGAGAGCUGGGAAAGCUGAACAGAACAGGAGUCUCUUCUGGAAAACAAAGAAUUACUAAGACAACUGAAAAUGACCAGGAAGAAAACAUACUGGGUUCCCAACUCUUCUGGUGGCCUGGUGAAUCUCGGCAUGGACUUACAGGAUGACAGGGUUUCAGGACUUAGCUAUAAAACUUACCCUCUCAAGGACAGCCUCUGGAGUCAGCAGGAGAGCAAGCCCGAGGCACGGGAAGGGACAGAUGUACUCCCUUCGGGGAAGUACGACACUGCCUGGAAGAACAUGAUUCCCUUCCGUCCCAAGCCAAGGUUUCCCGCCCCCAACCCCGUGGAUGAUGCUGGCCUGUUCUCCUACCUCACAGUGUCAUGGCUCACCCCUCUCAUGAUCCAGGGAUUACGGAAUCGCUUGGAUGAGAACACCAUCCCUCCACUGUCCGUUCAUGAUGCCUCAGCCAAAAACGUCCAGAGGCUUCACCGCCUGUGGGAAGAGGAAGUCUCCAGGCGAGGGACUGAGAAGGCUUCGGUGCUCCGAGUGAUGCUGAGGUUCCAAAGAACGAGGAUUGUUCUCUCUGGGCUUGCGUGCUGCUGCUUCAUUAUCAUGAGUGUCCUCGGGCCAACGCUGAUUGUACCAAGGAUCCUAGAAUAUUCUGCAGAGCAGUCAGGGGACAUCGUCUAUGGAGUGGGACUGUGCUUCACCCUUUUCCUCUCAGAGUGUCUGAAGUCUGUGAGUUUUUGUUCAACUUGGAUCAUCAACCAGCGUACAGGCAUGAGGUUCCGUGGGGCCAUUUCCUGCUUUGCCUUUGAGAAGCUCUUACAAUUUAGGUCUCUGACACACAUCACCUCAGGAGAGGCCAUCAACUUCUUCACCAGCGACAUAAACUACCUGUUUGAGGGGGUGUACUACGGCCCCCUGCUGCUGAUAGCCGCGAUGUCACUGAUUGCCUGCACCAUCGCCACCUGCUUCAUUCUGGGACCCACCGCGCUUGUUGCCAUUUUCUGCUAUCUCCUGGUUUUCCCGGUGGAGGCGUUCAUAACCAGACUGAUUCUGAAGAUGCAGCACCACAUCUCCGAGGUCAGUGACCAGCGCAUCCGGGCCACCAGCGAGGUCCUCACGUGCAUCAAGCUGAUUAAAAUGUACACCUGGGAGAAACCAUUCGCAAAAGUAAUUGAAGACCUAAGAAGGAAGGAAAGGAAACUGAUGGAGAAGAGUGGGUUUCUCCAGAGUCUGACCACUGUCAGCUUGUUCAUCAACCCGACAGUGGCCAUGGCAGUCAUGAUCCUUAUCCACGUAUCCUUAAAAAGGAAACUCACGGCCACAUUGGCCUUUACUACAAUGGCCACCUUGAAUCUCCUUCGGCUGUCAGCGUUCAUUUUGCCCUUUGCAGCCAAAGGCCUCACGAAUUCCAAGUCUGCAUUGGAGAGGUUCAAGAAAUUUUUCCUCCAGGAAAGUCCUGUUUUCUAUGUCCAGGAAUUGCAAGACCCCAGCAAAGCUGUGGUUUUGGAGGAGGCUACCUUGUCAUGGCAACAGACCUGCCCUGGGAUGGUCAAUGGGGCAUUGGAGUUGGAGCAGAAUGGGCAUGCUUCUGAGGGGAUGACCAGGGCUCAGCCGCCUCUAGAUGCCCUCAGGCCAGAGUACAAAGAGCACAGCCUGGCCCCAGCAUUGCUCAAGAUCAACCUAGUGGUGUCAAAGGGGACGCUGGUGGGCGUCUGUGGCAACACAGGGAGUGGCAAGAGCAGCCUGUUGUCGGGCAUCCUGGGGGAGAUGCACUUGAUCGAGGGCUCGGUCGGGGUGUGCGGAACCCUGGCCUACGUCCCCCAGCAAGCCUGGAUCAUCCAGGGUAGCGUCCGGGACAACAUUCUCAUGGGAGGCCAGUAUGACAAGGCCCGGUACCUGCAGGUGCUCAGUUGCUGCUCCCUGAGUCGGGACCUGGAACUUCUGCCCUUUGGAGACAUGACGGAGAUUGGGGAGCGGGGUCUCAACCUCUCCGGGGGACAGAAGCAGAGGAUCAGCAUGGCCCGUGCUGUCUACUCGGACCGUCAGCUCUACUUGCUGGACGACCCCCUCUCAGCAGUGGACGUCCAUGUGGGGAAGCACAUCUUUGAGGAGUGCAUUAAGAAGAUACUCAAGGAGAAGACAGUUGUCCUGGUGACUCACCAGCUGCAGUAUUUAGAGCUUUGUGACCAGAUCGUUUUGCUAGAAGAUGGGAAAAUCUGUGAACAUGGAACUCACAGUGAGUUAAUGCAGAAAAAGGGUCAAUAUGCCCAACUCUUCCAGAAGAUCUACCCAGAGGAAGCAACACAGGACAUCCCGCAGGACACGGCAGAGACAGCCAAGAAGUCACAGGCAGAAGAUCAGGCUCAGGCCACCUCCCAGGAAGACUCUCUCAGCGAAAAUGCUGUGCCAGAGCAUCAGCUCACCUACGAGGAGAAGAUGGAGGAAGGUGCCCUGAGCUGGAGCGUCUAUCACCGCUACAUGCAGGCGGCGGGAGGGUACGUGGUCUCCUUCCUGGCCUUGCUUCUCUUGGUUGUGUUUAUCUGCCUCACGAUCUUCAACUUCUGGUGGCUGAGCUACUGGCUGGAGCAGGGCUCGGGGACCAACAGCAGCCAAGAGAGCAACAGGACCACUGCUGACCCAGGAGACAUCAUGGACAAUCCUCAGCUGUCCUUUUACGAAAUGGUAUAUGGCCUCAGCCUUGUGUUCCUGGUCUGCGUGGGGGUCUGCUCAUCAGGCGUUUUUACCAAGGUCACGAGAAAAGCAUCCACAGCCUUGCACAACCAGCUCUUCAGCAAGGUUUUCCGCUGCCCCAUGAGUUUCUUCGACACAACCCCAACAGGCCGACUCUUGAACUGCUUUGCGGGCGACUUGGACGAGCUGGACCAGUUCCUGCCCGUGGCUGCCGAGCAGUUCCUGCUGCUGUCUCUGCUGAUAAUCGCCAUCCUGCUGCUCAUCGUCAUGCUGUCUCCCUACGUCCUGCUGCUCACAGCCGUGGUGAUGGGUUUUUGCCUCAUUUAUUAUAAGGUGUUCAGGAGAGUCAUCAACUUGUUUAAGAGGCUGGACAGCUACAGCCGGUCUCCUGUGUUCUCCCAUAUCCUCACCUCCCUGCACGGCUUGAGCUCCAUCCACGUCUACGAAAAAACCGAAGCUUUCUUCAACCGGUUUAAACGCCUGACGGACACCCAGAACAACUACCAGCUGCUGUUUCUGGCAUCCACACGGUGGGCGGCCUUGCGGCUGGAGAUCAUGAUCAACCUGCUGACCUUGGCUGUGGCCUUGUUCUUGGCUUUUGACAUCUCCUCUACCUCACAAUCCUACAGAGCCAUGGCCAUCGGGCUGCUGCUGCAGCUGGCGUCCAACUUCCAGGCCACUGCUCGAAUCGGCUCAGAGACAGAGGCGCACUUCACAGCUAUCGAGAGGAUGCUGAAAUACAUGAAGAUGUGUGUCUCUGAGGCUCCUUUACACGUGGAAGGCACAAGCUGUCCCCCUGGAUGGCCACAGCAGGGACAAAUCACGUUUCAGGACUAUGAGAUGAAAUACAGAGACAACACACCCGUUGUCCUUCAUGGCAUCAACCUGACCAUUCAUGGCCGCGAAGUGGUGGGCAUCGUGGGAAGGACAGGCUCUGGGAAGUCUUCCUUGGGCAUGGCUCUCUUCCGCUUGGUGGAGCCCGCAGCGGGACGGAUCCUCAUUGAUGGCGUAGACAUCUGCAGCAUUGGCCUGGAGGACCUGCGGUCCAAGCUGUCAGUUAUCCCUCAAGAUCCGGUCCUGCUCUCAGGAACCAUCAGGUUCAAUCUGGACCCCUUCGACUGUUACACCGAUGAGCAGAUCUGGGAUGUCUUAGAGCGGACGUUUCUGGCCAAGAUUAUCUCAAGGUUGCCCAGCAGGCUGCAGGCAGAAGUGCUGGAGAACGGUGAGAACUUCUCCGUGGGGCAGAGGCAGCUGCUGUGCAUUGCUCGAGCCCUCCUCCGCAACUCCAAGAUUGUCCUUAUUGAUGAAGCCACAGCCUCCAUUGAUAUGGAGACGGAUGCCCUGAUCCAGUGCACAAUCCGUGAGGCCUUUCAGGGCUGCACAGUGCUGGUCAUCGCCCACCGAAUCACCACCAUCCUGAACUGUGACCGCAUCCUGGUCAUGGACAGCGGGAGGGUGUUGGAGUUUGAUAGGCCCGAGGUCCUGCAGAAGCAGCCUGGGUCAGUUUUUGCAGCCCUCCUGGCCAGAGCCAGUUCUUCACUGAGCUAAGGAAAAGGGAGACUGCCCAGAGGCUGGCGGCCGAGCUCAGAGCGUCAUCAAGGUGCAGCAUUGAGGUCUGCAGUCUGUGACCGUCUCGUCUAGAGAUGGCAACUUCCCCUGGAAGCAGGGCUGACAUGUGGUGAGGGGUUCAGGGAGGGAAAAGGAUAGUGUGGGAGAGAAACCUCCGAUGGGCCAUUUUGUGGCUCCAAAGCCUCAGAACCCCAGCACUGUUUGAGACCACGGGGGUGCAAUGAUCUCACGUCUCCUUCUAACUUAUACUUUGAAUAAUUUAAUGAUCUUGUAAAAGCUUAUUAUAGUGUUCUCAUCUGUGUUAGAAGUGUUACAGGUGAUGUAUC